AUGGCUUCCUCACUCUCUGCAUUACCUAUCGCUGAUAAAAAAUUUCGCAAAAGGUGUUCACACUCUUCGUCUUCUCAUUUCGCUCUAAGAGCAAGAGCCGCUGCGAAAGAAGUCCACUUCAACCGUGAUGGCUCUGUCACCAAGAAUUUUCAGGCAGGUGCAGAUAUGGUAGCUAAGCUAUUAGGCGUUACAUUGGGUCCAAAGGGCCGAAAAGUAGUGUUGCAGAACAAGUAUGGACCUCCUAAGAUUGUCAAUGACGGGGAGUCGAAUAUGGAGAUCACUGGAAAUCCAUGCUUUACUACCAACCUCAAGCAUAGGACAUAUGAGCUGGUAGAGAAAGGAGUUUAG
Molecule: messenger RNA, 348 nt
Organism: Eruca vesicaria subsp. sativa (arugula)
Lineage: Eukaryota; Viridiplantae; Streptophyta; Magnoliopsida; Brassicales; Brassicaceae
Source: the annotation of a GenBank genome assembly